UGGAGGGAUAUCUCAACGUUACAGGAAUAAAUAUACCCAAUGAAAUGAUGACGUCUGUGACCGUAAGCAUGCACAUGCAGGAAAAUGUGUUGCUGGUGGUUUCACGUAGGUACACACUACUGAUCGCUUCAAGAGAUAACAUGAAAUUAGCGUCAAGUCCUAGUCCUUCUAGAUAUGGCUUUACAGUCGUCACCAUCAACUCGACGUCAGCGUUGUUGUUUGGAGGUUGUAAUGAACAUAACGUAUUUAAUGAUCUUUGGCAAUUUUCUCUUACAAAUACAAAUUGGACGAAAUUGAAAAUGAUCGAGAGCAGUGGGUCCGGAGUAGGAAACAUGAAUAACGACUUUGCAGGGAGCGUCCCCUCACCUCGAUGUGGUCAUGCUGCUGCAAUUAUGGAAGGCGACAUGUUUGUUUUUGGUGGAUACGACAUCCAUUUUAAUUUGAACUUAGAAUUAUGGAAAUAUGACAUGAUUAACAAUUCGUGGAGAUAUUUAGAACCAGCCAACAAACUUCCACAUCUUAAUUCUAUCGAUGAUAUUUGCUAUUUUGCGGCGACUGCUCAAAGUAAAACGCUUUGGAUUGCAUCUAGGUGUCCUUUGUCUAUUGCAAACAGGCAUUUUAAUUUUGAUGGAGAUUUCCAUUUGUGGAUGUUUAUUGUUCACUUGCAGACUUGGAAUUUCGUCACACUUGAAAAACUAAAAGAUAUGCCGCACAAGUCUCUCUCUUCAUCUUUGCAUUUCCGAGGAGGAUAUCUUAUAAGUUUAGAACCUUCUAGUUUACUUUACAUAAAAGCGGGAUGUCCAGAAGGACUAGGGUCGAGCAACAUUUCUCGUUUUCCGUGCGACGUCUGCAAAAUAGGCUUUUACUCUGAUAUAAAGACGACCGAUUGCCGCAAAUGUCCAAACGGAACGACGACGAGAAGUGAGCGAUCAUCGAGGUUGACCGCCUGCAACGUUUGUGUCACAGGUACCUGCCGUCAUGGGAGAUGUCUGGUGAUGAGCAACACGUUAACGCAAGUUCCCGUAUGUAUAUGUACGAUCGGCUUCACUGGUUCUCACUGUCAAGACGCAACUUAUUAUUACAUUGGAACGGGAGUUAUUAUUGUUAUAGGUAUUAUUACUGUACUCGUAGUUGUAUUACGGCGCAUCAUCAAGAAACGAAAAGAACGAGAAAUGGCUUUCUGUCGUCACAUAGAAAUUUUGAAUGAUGCGUGGCAGAUCAGUUGGCAAGAAAUAGAACUGCUGGACGAAAUAGGAGGAGGAGCUUCGGGAAGAGUGUGGAAAGCGCAAUACCGUAACAUAGACGUUGCUGUAAAAAUGCUGAUUGACAAUGACGAAACACAAUCGUCAUUGGAAUUUGCAGGUGAAAUUAAAUUUAUGCAAACAAUGCGUCAUCGAAAUAUUGUACUUUUCAUCGGUGCCGGUAAAACGAGUCCACAAGCACGACCGUUUCUCGUCGUCGAGUUUGCGCAUCGAGGUUCAUUACGUCACGUACUGGAUGACGUUAGUAUUGAAAUCAAUCAAAAUCGUAAAAUAGAUUUUGCUCUAGACGCUUCGAAAGGAAUGAAAUUUCUUCACAAAUUGAACCCGCCAAGAAUUCAUCGAGAUCUGAAAAGUGAGAAUUUACUCGUUUGCAAAAGUUGGAUUGUCAAAGUGGCUGAUUUUGGUCUUGGAAGACUCUUUGGUGGUGCACACAAAAACCGACUAUCAAAGCGAAACAAUUCAGUCAGCAGAAAUGAUUCUGAAAAUGAACUUCUAGUUGAGAUGACAGAUUUGUCUGAAAAUAGCAUUGGGACAGUGAGAUGGAGUGCACCAGAGUUAGCACGACGAGAGAUCUACGAUGAAUCCAUCGAUGUCUACAGUUUUGGAAUUGUGCUUUGGGAGAUUUGGUCACGUGGCUUUCCUUUCCAGCAGUAUCGGUUUGCUCACCAAGUCGACGACGCCGUGGAAAGAGGCGAGCGUCCCGUCGUUCCAGACGAUUGCCUUGAUGAGUAUGCAACAGUAAUGCAAGCCUGUUGGGCAGAAAGAGCUCGGAAACGACCGUCGUUUAGCGAAGUUGUCAGCUGUUUGGAAAACAUUCAUGUGGAAGAUGCAUGUUAGAGUGUCUAUAUCACUGUUCUGAUUUUUGGCCAAUUGCUGCUGCUAGUGUAGUGACGAUUAAGUUCUUGCUACUAUCCAGAGGUAGAGAAGAUUAGACUGCUAUAGCAUACGAUAUUGGAAUUGGGAGUGAUAGUCGUAAAAUUAUUUUUCACUCUAAUAGAAUGCAGUUCUUUAGCAAUAUAUACACGUUAUU
This is a messenger RNA of Corticium candelabrum, 2292 nucleotides long. RefSeq lists its product as uncharacterized. Gene Ontology annotation, biological process: protein phosphorylation; signal transduction. The transcript has 2 exons. Gene Ontology annotation, molecular function: protein binding; ATP binding; protein kinase activity. The coding region runs from base 45 to 2099 and encodes 684 amino acids. The record is from RefSeq and is a predicted model, not a curated record. NCBI's taxonomy places the organism in Eukaryota, Metazoa, Porifera, Homoscleromorpha, Homosclerophorida, Plakinidae. Gene Ontology annotation, cellular component: cytoplasm.